AUGGAUCUGCUGAACCAGGUCGCCCCGAUGCACCUGCUGAUCGUGAGCCUCCGGAUGGUCGUGAGACUCCAGAAGGAUCCCCUGAAGGGCCCCUUGAUGAUCGUGAGCUUCCAGAAGGGGUCCCUGGCGGGCUUCCUGAUGGUCGUGAGCUUCCAGAUGAUCGUGGGCUCCCAGCUGGUUGUGAGCCUCCAGAAGGGCUCCUUGGUGGGCUUCCUGAUGGUCGUGAGCUCCCAGAAGGGUAUCCUGGCGGGCCCCUUGAUGGUCGUGAGCUUCCAGAAGGGCUCCCUGGCGGGCUCCCUGGUGGUCGUGAGCUUCCAGAUGAUCGUGAGCUUCCAGAUGAUUGUGAGCCUCCAGAAAGGCCCCCUGGCGGGUUUUGAAAUGGUCGUGAGCUUCCAGAAGGGUCUCCUGGCGGGCUUCCUGAUGGUCGUGCGCUCCCAGCUGAUCGUGAGCUUCCAGAUGGUCGUGAGCUUCCACGAGGGUGUCCUGACGGGCUCCUUGGUGAUCGUGAGCUUCCAGAAGGGCUCCCUGGCGGGCUUCCUGGUGGUCUUGAGCUUCCAGGUGAUCGUGGGCUCCCAGAUGGUUGUGAGCCUCCAGAAGGGCUCCCUGGUGGGCUUCCAGAUGGUCGUGAGCUUCCAAAAGGUUCUCCUGGCGGGCUUCCUGAUGGUCGUGCGCUCCCUGAUGAUCGUGAGCUUCCAGAUGGUCGUGAGCUUCCAGGAGGGUGUCCUGGCGGGCUUCCAGAUGGUCGUGAGCUCCCAGAUGGCUAUCUUGAGUUACCCCGAGCUGGAGCCUAGGGUGCGCCCACUUCUGCAAUUCUGUGUCGACCAGGCGAACAACGCGCUGCAGGAGGCGCAGGGGAACUGCGACACCCUGCGGGCCGAGUUUCCGGAG
Messenger RNA from Prorocentrum cordatum, 888 nucleotides. The record is from the annotation of a GenBank genome assembly. Lineage: Eukaryota; Dinophyceae; Prorocentrales; Prorocentraceae.